AUGUCGAACAUGUUACAUCACAGGGAAUUUCCAGUAAGGAAGUCAAGCAGUCUAUUCAAACGCUCGCGUAGAUCUCGACAUGAUUUACUGUGACCACUUGCGACAGGCGAUUAAAAUCGAUUGAUCGAUCUGCCGUUUAACCUUGGUGGAUAUUCUGCAUUAUCCAUGUCAGCAGACGCAACAAUCAUCCUGAAUAAGGAACCUGCCUUGAACUGACUUUCUAUCAGCUUACAUUAGUUGACUUCCGCGCAACAUGGAGAAAUAAGUUGUAACGAAUAAGAAAACUUGACUCUGAAUCCCAAAUCCCAGCUGUUUAAUGUUGAUUCUCAAUCUCGGAUAUCUAUCAGGAAAGGAAUCAUGGCUGGAGAGGAUUCAUACCAUCCAGAGUACAUGGGCCAAAUCGACCAUUUUAGAGACGACUCAAUAUGGAUGACUAUGGACCCGACACCAUUUCCGGGCAUCCACAACAAUAAUGUUAUGAGGACAGCAGUCGAUGGUCCUUAUCUACGAAUCGUCGAACAACCAAAGCAGAGGGGCUUCAGGUUCCGCUAUGGAUGUGAAGGCCCCUCCCAUGGAGGACUCCCAGGGGCCUCCAGUGAGAAGAACAGGAAGUCUUACCCACAAGUGAAGAUCUGUAACUACCAGGGUGCAGCGCGAGUGGUAGUUCAGCUGGUGACCAACACUGUAAAGCCCCAUCUUCAUGCUCACAGCCUGGUGGGCAAACAGUGCGAUAAAGGAAUCUGCAUCGCCGACUUGCAGCCCAAAGAUUCAAGCAUCAGUUUUCCUAACUUAGGCAUUUUGCAUGUGACAAAGAAGAACGUAAGCAAAGUUUUGGAAGAGAGGAUGAUCGAGGCCUACAGGAUGGGGUAUAACUACGGUAUAUCGAUCCAUUCUGAAAUAGAUGUCCUACAAGGAGAGGUUCGCGUGCCCAGAGAACUCACAGAUACUGAAAGGAACCUGAUUAGCAGUACAUCUAUUCAUCAGUCGAAGGAGAUGGAUUUGAGUGUGGUACGGCUCAUGUUCACUGCCUUCCUGCCUGACAGUGAUGGAGGGUUCUCCCGCCGACUGGAACCGGUCAUUUCAGACCCCAUCUUUGACAGCAAGGCCCCAAAUGCCUCCAAUCUGAAGAUAGUGCGGAUGGAUCGGACUGCUGGCUGUGUGACGGGAGGAGAGGAGGUCUAUCUGCUGUGUGACAAAGUCCAGAAAGAUGAUAUCCAGGUGCGGUUUUAUGAAGAUGAUGAGUCAGGUCUAACCUGGGAGGCCUAUGGAGAUUUCUCCCCCACUGACGUCCACAGACAGUUCGCCAUUGUCUUCAAGACUCCUAAAUAUCGGGACCAGAACCUCCAGAAGCCCAUCUCUGUGUUUGUGCAGCUAAAAAGAAAGUCCGACAAUGAAACGAGUGAACCCAAGCCAUUCACCUACCAUCCACAGAUCAUAGACAAAGAAGAAGUCCAGAGGAAGAGACAGAAGACUCUGCCAAACUUCCAGGACUACAGUGGAGCCGGAGGCGGAGCUGGGGGCAUGUUUAGAGGAGGAGGGGGUGGGUCAACAGCAGGGGGAGGUCCCAGCGGAGGAGGAGGAGGAGGACAUUUCUUCCAGGGAUAUCAAACCUAUAACAAUUUCGGGUCUGGAUACAACUUCUCCUCAGGCAUGGGAGGAGGCGGGACCAGCAUCAAGCAUGCGUAUCAAGAACCAGUGGAAGACAGUGAUGAGGACAGUAACAGUGAUAACGAUGACGAUCCGACAGCAGGCGGGGCGGUGCGAAUCUGUGCCCAGCCUGAACCUGUCGCUUUGGGAGUGGCAAGUGAGGACACCGAUCCUACAGAAGAUCUGGAGUUAGACACCACAGGCUGUGUGAUAGAGCCUUAUUUGGCUGCGCUUGCUGGAAGACAGGCUCAAUCACUGUUUCAUUUCGCAUUAAGCGGCGAUGCCAGAAUGCUUCUGGCUCCACAGCGCCCCCUCAUGACCACCCAAGAUGAGAAUGGAGACACGGGUUUACAUCUGGGAGUGAUCCAUAGUCAGACAGAUGCCGUGCGAAAUCUAGCACAAGUCAUCUCGGCUCUCCCCGGAGAGGAUGUACUUAACAUGAGGAAUGAUCUUUACCAGACUCCUUUGCACCUAGCAGUGUUGACACAGCAAAAAGAGGCAGUCGAGGCCUUGUUGGAGGCCGAGGUGGAUGUCAUGCUCACAGAUCGCCAUGGAAACACGGCACUUCACCUGGCGGCUCAGCAGAAAGAGGAUAGCGUGCUGCGAUUGCUGCUGAAGCACAAAUCAGUGGCGCAAUUAACCAGCAUGCCCAACACAGCAGGUCUCUGUCCGCUUCACCUGGCUGUACAGGCAAACAGUUUGAGCUGUGUGCGGGCCCUGCUGGAUGCCGGGGCAGAUGUGGAGGUCCAGGAGCUCACAUGUGGCCGCACAGCACUUCACCUGGCUACAGAACUGGGGAACCUUUCCCUCGCCGGGUGCCUGUUGCUGGAGGGUAAUGCAUUUGUAGAUAGUGUCACCUAUAACGGUUCAACUCCUCUGCACACUGCUGCAGGACGGGACUCAACCAAACUGUGCGCGAUCCUGAUGGCUGCAGGAGCAGAUCCUCAUAAAGAAAACUUUGAACCACUGUUCUUCAAAGAUGAUGAGUUGUGUGGUACAUGUGAAGAGGAAGAGGAGGAAGAUGAAGGCUAUAUCCCUGGGACAACCCCUCUGAACAUGGCAACCUCCUCAGAGGUUUAUGAUAUUCUUAAUGGAGAAGAGUAUCAACCCACCACCAUUUUCGUUCCACCACAAGGUGACAUGAAGAGCUUGAGCUCUGACACAAAGCAGGAGUUGUGCCAGGCACUGGAAGAACAGACGGGAGGCUGGGAGAGUCUGGCUCAUGCUCUGGGGCUUGGCAUCCUGACCAGUGCCUUCAGACUCAGCUCCUGUCCUGCUGGAAAACUGCUGGACAGCUAUGAGGUGUCUGGAGGAACGGUGCGUGAGCUGGUGGAGGGACUGAAGCAUGUUGGGAACUGCAAUGCUGUCAGUUUACUCCAGGCCGUGUGUAAGGAGCCUGAAGCUGUCCACACUACGCCUCAGCUCACAGGUCCAGUGCUCUGUAAGUCCAUUCAGGGUUUGACACUGGGCUCCCAUCAGGAGGAGAGUGGGAUAUGUGACAGCGGGGUGGAGACGUCUUUCUAGAGCCCCAGCCUCAGUCUCGCCGACUCCAAACACAAUCUCACAAACUGAGGCCUGACCCUGAAAACCAGCUUCUCCCUCCUCCUCACUACAGCAGCAGCUCCACUCA
Carassius carassius (crucian carp) is the source of this 3277-nucleotide messenger RNA. RefSeq names its product nuclear factor of kappa light polypeptide gene enhancer in B-cells 1 (gene nfkb1). Gene Ontology annotation, molecular function: protein binding; RNA polymerase II cis-regulatory region sequence-specific DNA binding; DNA-binding transcription factor activity, RNA polymerase II-specific. Gene Ontology annotation, cellular component: cytoplasm. The record is from RefSeq and is a predicted model, not a curated record. Lineage: Eukaryota; Metazoa; Chordata; Actinopteri; Cypriniformes; Cyprinidae. Bases 358 to 3171 code for a protein of 937 amino acids. Gene Ontology annotation, biological process: non-canonical NF-kappaB signal transduction; inflammatory response; response to cytokine. The transcript is spliced from 24 exons.